Molecule: messenger RNA, 429 nt
Organism: Rhodotorula graminis WP1
Lineage: Eukaryota; Fungi; Basidiomycota; Microbotryomycetes; Sporidiobolales; Sporidiobolaceae
Exons: 3
Biological process (GO): tricarboxylic acid cycle; mitochondrial electron transport, succinate to ubiquinone
Cellular component (GO): membrane
Molecular function (GO): electron transfer activity; succinate dehydrogenase activity
Source: RefSeq, a predicted model, not a curated record
UCGACCCAGUCGAUGGACAACUCGCAGGCGCUCGAGUUCCUCAACGCACGCCGCGCCGAGCGACCCAGCUCGCCGUGGCACAUCUACCAGCCCCAGCUCACGUCCAUCUCGUCGAUCGCCAACCGCGCCACCGGUGCUGGCCUCUCGGCGGCGCUGUACGCCCUCUUCCUCGGCCACCUCGGCGCGCCCCUCGUCGGCGCCGAGCUCGACUCGUCGGCCAUGCUCGACGCGUGGGCCAACCUGCCCGGCUGGGCCCAGCUCUCGGCAAAGGCCCUCGUCGCCGGCCCGGCCGCGUACCACACCCUCAACGGGUUCCGCCACCUCGGCUGGGACGCUGGCUACUUCCUCCAGCUCAAGUCGUCGUACAUGGCCGGGUACGCCGUCAUCGGCGCGACGGCCGUCUCGACCGCGGCCCUCCUCGCCCUCUGA